UUUCCCGACUCGACAAGAAACGUUGCAUCUUAGAUCUUCAUGCGACUCAACGUCUCACUUAUAAAUUCUUAAUAUAAUGGAGAUUCACGUUACAGCCAGCCGAUUUAGAUGACAUAAUUGAAUAUCAACCGUAAUAAAAAUUAAGACAUAGAAAAGAGUGAAGGAUAAUUAUAUAUGAGGUGAGGAGAGGAAGUUGACUGGGCAGCCACAACAACAUCUCUGGAGUAACUAUUUUGUAUGUGGCCACCAUCACCCUCUCUAUUAUAUUACUAUAACUGGGAAACUCUCUCGCGUCUCCUCACCAUUUUGACGCUACAGCCUGCCUGACUUCUAAUGAUGUCAGUCAUGUCAUUAGAAGUCAGAGGAUCGAGCCUCCAACACUCCUUACACUGAAUGCCCAACAAGUUUAGCACCUCGUAAAGACUGAAGAACUUGCUUGCUUCUAAAGAAGAUGUGAACAGAGAACAAAGCCUUAAACGAAAGUGCAGAAAUGCUUACCUGCAGAUACUAUGCCUUAUGAUAAAUGUAAUAACUACUGCAGCUAGAGAAAGCCAUUCAAGUGAAACCCUCUCAGCUUCAGAAGAGAAAGAAAACGAAACAUGGAUACAAGACAGUGUUAGUCUUAAGUCCGGCCCGGUGGCCUGGUGGCUAAAGCUCCCGCUUCACACACAGAGGGCCCGGAUUUGAUUCCCGGCGGGUGGAAACAUUUCGACACGUUUCCUUACACCUGUUGUCCUGUUCACCUAGCAGCAAAUAGGUACCUGGGUGUUAGUCGACUGGUGUGGGUCGCAUCCUGGGGGACAAGAUUAAGGACCCCAAUGGAAAUAAGUUAGACAGUCCUCGAUGACGCACUGACUUUCUUGGGUUAUCCUGGGUGGCUAACCCCCCGGGGUUAAAAAUCCGAACGAAAUCUUAUUCUUAUUCUUAUUCUUAUGCCAGGAAGACGAAAAAAAUCGGCCAUAGGCCGUAAACGCAAACAACAUCGCAGUAAGGUUGCUGUAUGCAAUGAAAAUGUAAAUCAGGAAAAAGAAGAAAAGGGGGCAUCUAGCUCUCCAGUUAAACCUGUAAGCAAGCGAAAGCAACUGACUCCAAAAAAAGUCAAACAACAGCAACCAACUCCAAAGAACGUCGAUGUAAAACUCCUCUCUGACAUCAUAAGUAUAGCUUCACAGGAAAACACUCCAGAAACGAGUGCUGAGAAAGAAAAUGUCGAAGAGACACCUGUUGAAGAAACUAAGAAGACACGAGGAAAGAGAAAGAGAAAGCAGCCUCAUAUCCUGAGCAGUGAAUAUGUCCUUGAUGAUGAUGAUAUUGACUUGGAUUUAGAUUCUUCAACAGAGUACAAACCUCCAAAGGAAUUUGAAGAAGAUCCUGAUGAGUUUGAGGAAGAUGAAAUAUGUAAGAAAAAAAGGUCAACCAAAGGAAAAACCACAAAGAUUAAAGAGGAACCUAAGAAGAAAAGACAAAAAAAAACUGAACCAAAAAAGAAUCAAGAAACACUUCAAGAUUCUGAAACAGAUGGUAGUGUUGUUAAAACUGUAACGAAGAGAAAGUAUGUUAGAAAGAAAGCUCUUGCUAUGGCAGACACAUCAUCACUUAGAGAUAUACCAGAUCUUUCAGAGGGUGAUGACAAAGUAGUGAUCAAGCCUAAAAGAGGAAGAAAAAAAAAAAUAAAACCUAAGAUAGUGAAAAAGAGAAUGUUAAUGGAUCGGGAGAUUGAGUAUGUGGAAGGAGAAGAGACUGAAAAGGGCAAAAGCUGUAAAUCCAAAAAGGAUUCAAAAUAUGGCCAACCCUAUUCCGUCACUGGAAGCUGGUAUAUUGCCUCUGGCUAUUUGCAAGAUUUGACACAUCUUCUGCAGUGUUUCGAAGAAAUUCAGAGCUGGAGAUAUAAGGACUUUGCCAUGUGCUGGCAGAAAAAGAAGUUUUCCCUCAUCUACAGGGGUCGUCAGAACUUCAAGGAGCUGCUAGAGUUCUCAGAAGAGGUGGCAUUACUUACUAAGAGAUUCUUGCUUCCUCCACACAGUUUGAAGUUGAGGAUUGGAGCACUCUACACCAUUUAUGGUCUCUACUAUAAACACCCUUUCAGGCACUUCUUCAAGAUCCGUCUUAUCAGAAGUGAAUAUCAAGAACUUGUGGACUUGGUGGAGAAAUUUCGGACCAGUGUAGACAAUCCUGACCCAGCAUACAUUUUUCGCAAGAUGGAAAUUGAAGGGGCCUACCAUCAUGUUGCCACUUCUAGUGAGAUGGGUUUGGACUUCUAUUCUUCGGAACGUGAUGUGGUUGAUGUAAAAUACGAGUCUCAACGUCUUGCAAAUGCAUCACCUGUUGUCACUGCCCUUCCUCCCGAGAAGCGAGACGUUGACAGUCACCUAUUACAGCAGUAUUAUAAGGUCAAAGCUGUUGCUAUGGGUGAUGGCAAAGAGCCAGAGAAAGCUAUCCACCUUGUUCAGAUGUCACUUCCAGAAGAUGUUGAUAAGGCUCUAAAGCAGCUGAAGGAAGAUACACUCGUUGAGCUGGGUCUAAAGGAAACAUACAGUAAGACAUCCACCACAGAUGCUGAUGGGAAUCAUCUGUCAGAGAUAGGUACCAGACGUGCUCAUAUCAGAGCAAGAACAGUGACUGUAGAUACAACUGAAGAGUAUCUGAAGAAAAAGGGACUAGUGAAGACUUUCUCAUUCAAAGGAAAGUCAGGAAGAAUGGUACGUAAAAGAAGACUUUUGAAACGUCAUAUGCAAAAGACAGGCAAAAGUGAAAAUGUAGAAAGUGAUGAUGAUGAUGAUGAUGAUGUCGCUAAGCAACCAGUUAAUCGUGUCUAUAAAGAUAUUGGAACAGUGCUGGAUAAGAAUGUACGUCAGUUCAUGAGCCCACCCUCAGCUUGCACUCUUAGUAUGCCAUUGAAACCGACAGAGAAGACUGAUGAAGCUAUUUGCAAUAAGGAAGACCAAGAAGAUGGUAUUGGUAGUGAUGAUGAUGUGAACAAUGAAGUUGCAGAUGAUGAACCUUUAGAACAAGACGAUAUACAAACACCACCAAAGAUUAAAAAUGUCAUUUCUUCUAAUGCUGACCAGGAACAUGAUGAGGAUCUUGUUUCUCUUCCUGAAGUACAUCUGCCUCCCAAACGGAAGCGAGGACGGCCAAGAAAAAAUGCUCUUCAAAAAGCUUUAGAAAAUUCAAAAAGAAAAAUUUCAUAUAAGCCAGUAUCAUCGUUAUGUUUUGGGAGAGGAAAAACCAGGCCAUUAAGGGAAUUGCUGAACGAUGAGCUGUACAAUGGUAAUUCUUCAAUUGGCAUUCAAGGAAACCCAACAAUCAUUGAUUUGCCAUCUGAUCAGAUUAAUAUUAGUUUGCCAGGGAAAUAUGCUAAUGAUAAUGAUGAAAAUCUUACAGGCAACACCUUAAGAGAAACAUGUACAAUGACUGAUUUUGAUUCUGAAAAGGAUACUAUGCAAAGUAAUGAUUCUCUAAAUCAUGACAACAGUUUUUUAACUUUAAAUGUGCAAUUUAAUAAUGUACAAACUGAUAUCAAGAGAUGGAUGAAAUUCAGAAUAAUGAAAAGUGUUUGGAAAUCUAUUCAAAAUGAUGAUAAAAAAACCAAAGCUCUGAAGAACAAAUUGCUCAAGCUUUUAUCACCUGGUGAAACUGAGAGCGGUGAAAUAGUUGUAGCCAUUAAUGUUUCUCCGUCUGUAAUUGAAGAUAAUGGUCAAUGCCUUCCCCGUGUUGAUGUGAAACCGAAUCAUACAUUUAACUCCUUUCAUUGCCAGGAUACAAAGAACUUGAUUGAAGCAGAGGUAGUGACAUCACCACCAAGAAGAAGAAGUAGGGGUAUGAAGUCUCAUAGAAGAGGCAAGGUAACAAUGGUACCUAUCAACAUAGGUGGUGUUAUCCGUUAUUUACCUUCAACUCCCUAUUUAACAGGAGAUGCUGAUGAUUCAGAAGAGCAAGACAAUGAGUCAUUUCCAGUGGACGCUGUUGAGUGUACCAUCUCUGAGGAUACUCAUAUACUGGAUAAAUAUCAAUUAGCAGAUUCUUUGGAAAGCUCAAACACUAGGGAAGAAUCUCCAGAUAUAAAAUUGGUGUCCCCACAACCUGAGGAUGAAACCAGUGGUAACCAUCAGGACUUUGUACAAACAUCAGUAAUUUUUGAAGAUGCUUCUAGUUCAGGGACAGAGGCUGAGACUAUUGCUGAUAUGUACAAUAAAGAAAGUGAUACAGAAAGUCAAGUAGAUUCACAUGAAGCAUUGCCUAAUGACUCUAAAGAUACCUUGAUUAUUAAUAAAAGAAGAUUGGUUACAACAAAGAAUGAUAAGUGCAGUGUUGUUGCGAAAAAUGUGAAUAAGAUGUAUAUUCCUCAUGAUGAAAACCUAAUUCAGAGUGUGGAUAUGGAUGUAAAUAAUUUUGAUGGGUACAUAGAUUUGACAGGACUGCCAUCAACCCACAAUUCUGUCAUGAGAGAUAAUCAUAUUAUAGAAGCAGAUUACCAAAGAGAUGAUUUUUCAUAUUCUCAGCCAUCAGUAAGUACUUCAGUUGUUUUUAGUCAUAAUGGUCUUGCACAAGAGUCAACUGAUCAUGCCUUAUGUAAAAUGCAACCACAUGUUGUGCCCAGUAGACCUGCAGCUCAGACAAUUUCAGAAGGAAUGCCUGCACCUUUAACUCUCCAGUGUAGAGAGAUGAGUGUGUCUCACUCUGCAGAAGAGAAUGCAAAGGUGACUGUUGAUCAUCCCCAGUCAGUAGUUUAUUCAUCUCCUACGUCAGUAGUAAUGCCCUUGAAUAUCCCCUUGGCUGCGUCAAGCCCAGUUUCUCUAGCGAAUCCCAUUCAGAAUGUUUUGGCUGAGGAAGGACAUAGUUCUCAUAUUUUGGAUUUCCAUGGAUUGCCACAUAGCUCUCCACUACAAGUAUGCCAGUCCCAUAGUCACAGUGGAUCUCAAACUUCUACUACUUCUGCUGUGACAGUCAGCUAUUCUAAUAGUCCUUUGAAAGUUAUUUCAUACCAGAGGGUGCCUGUUUAUCCCAUAGAUAAUCAACCAUUCAGGGUCAUUGAGGAUCAACCGACUCACCAGCCUGAAUUAGAAAUUCCAACUAGGUAUCAAGAGACUGUUUCAAAUACACACAUGGCCCUGGAAAGGUCUCCAGCUAUGCAAAAAAGAUCUAUUAUUAAUUCUAUGCCGUAUCCACACAAUCCCCAGCAUGGUUCUGUAACUGGUGGAAAGGACUUUUUGCAUACAGGAGAUUGUAAAUUGGUCAAGGUAAAAAUGAAUGGUAAUUUUGUGUAUGUUCCAGUAAAUUCAGUACAAAUGAAUACCACCACAGUGUCCCCAUGCAAACCACAAUUCACUAGUGAAUGUGAAAAUUCAGAGGAGUUACAAGUGGAAAUACUCGAUGCAUCUCUUAGCUUGACACACAAUGACCAAGAAAGUGGCUUAGUUCUUCAGGGGCCAAGUGGUGGUUUUCCAGGCGAAGAUAGUUUGGUUGAUGAUAAAAAUACUGAAAAAUUAAAAGGUACAAUUUUGUCUUCACUAAACAUACUAUCCGAUUGUGAUUCAGUUUCUCUAUCAUCUUCAGUAACAGUACCUGAUAGUAGCAUUUAUUAUAACAUCAAAACAGAAGAUGUUAAAGUAUUUGCCUCAGAGUCUGGGGCUGUCAUUGAUCAAUCAGAAGCAAGUCCUCCCAGUUUCCUAAAACCCAAAAGGACACAAGUGUGCUCAUUUCUUUUUUCACCUAAGUACAAAGCUUUGUCUGCACUGAAAGAGUCAGUUGGGCCAGCAACAGGUACGCCAGUUAAAGCACAAAAGCCCCGUGUACCAUUCUUUUUAAAGCAAUCAUUGGUACCCAAAAAGAAAUCAUAAACUAUUUUGCAGUGUAAUAUCUCGUCAUUAAAAGAACUUUUAUUUUGACAUUUCUAAAAUAAGAUACCAAAAUAUUUUGAACUUUAUAAAAUAAGAUUCCAGAUUAUUUUGACAUUUCUAAAAUAAUGUACCAGAAGGCAUUUCUGUUUGUCUAAAAACUACAAAAUUAGAGAAGCAUUUGUUUUAUUUCGAGUUACGAUAAAUUAUGUACAUAUUAAUUUUUAGCAUAGAUGUCUAAAGUAUUCACUGUACAUUACACUAAUUAUAUAUUUUCUUAAAAAAAAAAGAAAUUGAAAUUGCCAGUAAUGACAAUUCUAAUAUUUUGCUCAUUUCAUAAGCAACCUGGGUCAACCCAGAGGUUAAUUGGAGCUCAGUCCAAAGCCAGUAUUAUGUAACAUUGUGUUGAAUACACAUAGUACAUUUUAAUUAGCAAAGAAGCUUUUUUAUAUCUAAUACUUCGCUAAUUUCAUAAUUUUUUUUUUCACAUUUCCAGCAGUUUAGCAUUGUAUCUUUUUAAUAUACGACACCCAUUUAAUGCAGUAUCAUUUUAUUACUAGUGAAUUUUAUUUAAAAAUUAUUGGAAUUCAUUUUCAAUGUUGAGUUCAUUACAAAAUUAAGACAGAUAAGAUAUUCUGAAUUCUAAUAAUUUAAAGGUAUGCAAAAAAUUCACCCAUAUCAUGACCCUGGUACAGUUGUCAAAAUUGUUCUAUUGCAAGCUCAUUACAUAGUGACAAAGAACAUUUAACAUGUUAUCGACUAUUGAGUAUGACCAAGAAUCAUUAAAUAUCAGUUUUGUA
This is a messenger RNA of Cherax quadricarinatus, 6637 nucleotides long. The record is from RefSeq and is a predicted model, not a curated record. NCBI's taxonomy places the organism in Eukaryota, Metazoa, Arthropoda, Malacostraca, Decapoda, Parastacidae.